Messenger RNA from Setaria italica (foxtail millet), 2940 nucleotides. RefSeq names its product superoxide dismutase [Fe] 1, chloroplastic-like. The record is from RefSeq and is a predicted model, not a curated record. Gene Ontology annotation, biological process: superoxide metabolic process. Lineage: Eukaryota; Viridiplantae; Streptophyta; Magnoliopsida; Poales; Poaceae. Gene Ontology annotation, molecular function: superoxide dismutase activity; metal ion binding. Gene Ontology annotation, cellular component: chloroplast nucleoid.
CCUCAACUCGUCUUCGCCUGCGAAGUCUGAACCUGAAGGCUUUUACCCUGCUCAAGCGGAGCUCGCGUCCAUGGCGUCCACCGCGCUGGUGGGUGUGGGGGGCGGCCUCUCUCUCUGUCUCGUCGCCGCAUCCUUCUCCAAGCGCGCCGGUGGCGGCUUCCUACGGCAUGGCCGCCGCCUCGUCCUCCUGAGGAGAGGAGGCGCGGGGGGAGAGGGAACGAGGAGACGGAGUUCCCUGAUAUUUCAUUGUGCCAAUGAGGCGAAUGUGGCGACUGAGGAUGACACUUUGGAUGCUGAUGCUACUGAUGAUGAAACAGGCCUUGAGACUGACACUGAUGAUACCGAAGAUGAACUAGAGUCUUCAUUGCCUGAGGAUGUUGAGUGGAUAAAGCAGCAGCCACUUCCUUAUCCUUUGGAUGCGCUGGAGCCAUACAUAAGCAAAGAGACGGUUGAGCAGCACUGGGGAGUUCAUCAGCAGAUGCAUGUGGAUAGGCUCAAUGGUAUUAUCGGUGGCAGCGAGUGGGAAGGCAUGUCCCUGGGGCAGAUGAUGUUUUCCUCUUUCAACGAGGGCAGGGAGCAGCCCCAUCCUCCCUUCUUCCAUGCUGCCCAGGUAUGGAACCAUGAUUUUUAUUGGCGAUCCAUGAAACCUGGCGGUGGGGGCAAACCACCGGAACGGCUUCUGAAGUUUAUUAACAGAGACUUCAGCUCCUAUGAGCACAUGAUCCAACAAUUCAUGGAUGCUGCACUGACUCAGUUUGGUUCUAGAUGGGUUUGGCUUUCUUGUAAAAAGCAAGUUGCUUACGUGAAAUCAAGAAGUCCAAUCCCAUCUGACAAUUAUGGUAGGCUGGUCAUCUCAAAGACUCCAAAUGCCAUCAAUCCUCUUGUUUGGGGCCACUCUCCACUCCUCGUGAUUGAUGUUUGUGAGCAUGCAUACUACCUGGAUUACGAGGACCGAAGGGCUGAUUAUGUUGCUGCAGUCCUAGAGAAGCUUGUGUCGUGGGAAGUGGUUGAGUCGAGGCUCACAAAAGCCGUACAACGGGCGGUAGAAAGAGAUGGGCAUCUCAUGAAAAGAAUUCUAAAGAAACGACAGUUAGCUCAGGCAAGGUGACCAUGAAGUCGCCAGCAGCAGUUCUGUGGAAGCAUAACAAUGCAGCUGGUAACUGAGGUGCAUCUUGGUCCUUGUGUAAUUUUACUUUGCUAUUCAGUGGAACCCUGACACAUAUGGACCUUGCUUUUGUUAGAAGAAUGUCUUUAACCAAUAGUGGUUACAAAAGUGUAUUAGAGGACAUGCCGGAGUCAUGGACAAUAGCGGACGCGUGGUCGCUCGGCUGCGUCAUGUCGGAGCUCCUCACCGGCAUGCCACCGUCCGCGGGGAAGAUCGAAGCCCACCAGCUCUUCAAGAUCUUCGACGUGCUCGGCGUGCCGUGCAAGAGGGCGUGGCAGGCCAUGAAGCCCCAGGCCUACGACGAUGAGGUGCUGGUGUGGCGGGCUCGGCAGCUGCGAGCGCGGCACCGCAACCGGCUGCUCGAGAUGUUCCCGGAGGAGAUGCUGUCAAGGGACGGAUUCCAGGUGCUCAAAGGGCUCUUGACGUGUGACCCCGAGAAGCGGCUGACGGCGACCGCCGCGCUCCGGUGCCCAUGGUUCAACGAGGACGACUACGGUGCUCCUGUCUCGGAGACGGAGAGGACCAAGAUCGCCGCCAUGGCCAGCAAGUUGAGCUCACUGGCCAUAUCUUACGUUGGAUCCGCGCUAGGUUUACUAAGGCCUAAGUCAUUGGUCCGAUGAUUGAACUGUGAUAUGGGAUGGAAGAAUAUUGACGUUUUACUGCCAGUUGUUUUAGUGAUUUUUUUUAUACACAAUCUUCUUCUCCCCAAGAUCACUACUCCAUGAAUCCAUGAACCAGUUUGUCUAAUAAAGAUGCUCAAGUCCAAAGUAGCUCACUAUCCGUGAAGAGAAUGAUCUGCUUAUAUGCAACAUCAAGAGUUCAGGACAAUAAACAAGUGGCGGAUAAAUGAAAAUGCACGACACCAAUCUGUCUAUCCGAUCCGUUGGAAACUGAAGAGUGCUUUUCAACAACCUGAAGCAUCGGGUAUCGAGGAAGCAUUGUUGUACACUCCCACGUCGUCCUCUCUGGGCGACUCGGGUGGCUCCCCCGACACCCCGCACAACCCCACCCCUGCGCGCUGCUCUUUGCCUCCGCCGCCGCCGCCGCCGGAAGUCCGGUGAGCAGCGAGGAGGGUGGCGGCGGGGCCAUCUCCCUCGUUCCCCCUCCUUUCCCCUCCCUUCUUUCACCCUCUCCGCUCUUCCUUCUCCUGCGCCCUGGACACGACCGGCGACCGGAUCCGCGCUCCACUGGCCGGUCCGGGCUGGUUCCGGCAUGGACGGCUCCGACCUCGGUGGCGGCGGGCGGGCGGCGGUGCUGUGCCGGCUCGGGGACCUGCGCGUCCUGGGCGGCGGUGGCGAUUUUUGCUCGCCUAGCUCUGCGGCCGGGCCCGUCGGCGCCCCCGGCGGCGGUUGGCGCGGCCCAGCGCGGUGGCACCAAUACAGCGCCUAGCCUGCCCUCUCGCUCCCCUGCUUCCUCCUCCCCGCCUUCACGUCGCCUUCGCGUCCCCUAAACUGUCCCUGCCGAUCCAUCGCCUAGCCUGCCCUCUCGCUCGCUGGCCACCUUGGCAGGAAGAAGCGAUGGCGCUGAUGCUUGGGGCCGGGAGGCAGCACGCUGCAGCGUGGCUCGUCGUCGUCCUGCUCCUGAUGCAGCUGGUGGCUGCCGUCAGGGGCGGAUCUACAUGGUUAAUUAAUUGGCGUACGAAUGAAAUUAGAAUUGUCUAAUUCAUUCUUCAUUCCCUGUUGUAGGCCGUCUGCUUCUGAACUAGGCCCCAUGGUUCAGAAGAGCUUUCUGUGUUCAACAGAAAGAACCCUUCAACACCACAGAACACAGAGGAG